Sardina pilchardus (European sardine) is the source of this 2841-nucleotide messenger RNA. RefSeq names its product hyperpolarization activated cyclic nucleotide-gated potassium channel 2b (gene hcn2b). Gene Ontology annotation, molecular function: voltage-gated potassium channel activity. NCBI's taxonomy places the organism in Eukaryota, Metazoa, Chordata, Actinopteri, Clupeiformes, Clupeidae. Gene Ontology annotation, cellular component: dendrite; HCN channel complex; membrane. The transcript is spliced from 10 exons. The record is from RefSeq and is a predicted model, not a curated record. The coding region runs from base 1 to 2841 and encodes 946 amino acids. Gene Ontology annotation, biological process: sodium ion transmembrane transport; potassium ion transmembrane transport; regulation of membrane depolarization.
AUGAUAUGCAACCAAAACGGAGAUUGCAUUAGAGACACUGUCGGUCCUAGGAGCUUGCCCUCAAUUGUCUCUAAACAAGAGACGCAGACAGGUGGUGGAGUCGCGGCAGACGACGACAGAAAGACAACUGCAUGUAAUUCCACCGCCAGUAUGGACGGCUCAAUAACUCCUGCCGGAUCUUCUACUGGUGUUUCUGAGAAAAAGGACUCCAGGGUUUCUUUCUCCAAUCCCCAGCCUAGAAACUCUGUCACCUUCUCCAAGUCCGAAGACGGACCUCACCUCGUGGGAGAAGAUGGGGAGCCAAGAGACAAUCAAACUUACAUGCAGAGACAGUUCAGUUCCAUGCUACAGCCUGGAGUUAACAAGUUUUCCUUGCGUAUGUUUGGAAGUCAAAAAGCAGUGGAAAAAGAGCAAGAAAGAGUCAAAUCAGCUGGCAACUGGAUUAUUCACCCUUACAGUGAUUUCAGGUUCUACUGGGACUUCACAAUGCUCAUGUUUAUGGUUGGCAAUCUAAUUAUCAUUCCUGUGGGAAUCACCUUCUUCAAGGAUGAGACCACCACUCCGUGGAUUAUCUUCAACGUGGUGUCUGACACUUUCUUCCUUGUGGACCUCGUGCUGAACUUUCGCACCGGCAUUGUCUUCGAGGACAACACGGAGAUCAUUCUCGACCCCAAAAAGAUCAAGAAGAAGUACCUAAAGACCUGGUUCGUGGUGGACUUUGUCUCGUCCAUCCCCGUGGAUUACAUCUUCCUCAUCGUGGAGAAGGGCAUCGACUCCGAGGUUUACAAAACGGCCCGCGCCUUACGCAUCGUCCGCUUCACCAAGAUCCUGAGUCUGCUCAGGCUGCUGCGCCUCUCCAGGCUCAUCCGCUACAUCCAUCAGUGGGAGGAGAUCUUCCACAUGACCUAUGACCUGGCCAGUGCGGUGAUGCGCAUCUUUAACUUGAUUGGCAUGAUGCUGCUGCUGUGCCACUGGGACGGGUGCCUGCAGUUCCUGGUGCCCAUGCUGCAGGACUUCCCCUCCGACUGCUGGGUCUCCCUCAACAAGAUGGUGAAUGACUCGUGGAGUGAGCUCUACUCCUUCGCCCUGUUUAAGGCCAUGAGUCACAUGCUGUGCAUUGGCUACGGCCGGCAGGCCCCGGAGAGCAUGUCCGAUAUCUGGCUGACCAUGCUCAGCAUGAUCGUGGGGGCCACCUGCUACGCCAUGUUCAUCGGCCACGCCACCGCCCUCAUCCAGUCCCUGGACUCCUCGCGCCGUCAGUACCAGGAGAAGUACAAGCAAGUAGAGCAGUACAUGUCCUUCCAUAAACUGCCGGCGGACUUCCGGCAGAAAAUCCACGAUUACUAUGAGCACAGGUACCAGGGGAAGAUGUUUGAUGAAGAAAGCAUCUUAGAGGAGCUCAAUGAGCCACUGCGAGAGGAAAUUGUCAACUUUAACUGUCGCAAGCUAGUGGCUUCCAUGCCGCUGUUUGCCAACGCUGACCCCAACUUUGUGACUGCCAUGCUGACAAAGCUGCGCUUCGAGGUCUUCCAGCCCGGGGACUACAUCGUUCGCGAGGGCACCAUUGGCAAGAAGAUGUACUUCAUUCAGCACGGGGUGGUGAGCGUCAUCACCAAAGGGACCAUGGGCAUGAAGCUCUCCGACGGCUCCUACUUUGGAGAGAUCUGCCUGCUGACCCGCGGGAGACGCACGGCCAGCGUCCGGGCCGACACCUACUGCCGCCUCUACUCGCUCUCCGUGGACAACUUCAACGAGGUCCUGGAGGAGUACCCCCAGAUGAGGCGGGCCUUCGAGACGGUGGCCAUCGACCGGCUCAACAGAAUAGGCAAAAAGAACUCGGUCUUAAUGCACAAAGUCCAGCACGACCUGAACUCCGGGGUCUUCAACAACCGCGAGAACGAAAUGAUCCAGGAGAUCGUCAAGUACGACCGCGAGAUGGUCAAGCAGGUGGACCUGCAGCGUCCGCGGGCCAUGUCCAUGACGCCGUCCCUCCAGGGCGGUAGCCUGUUCGCCUCGCCCUCCUCCGCCGGCCAGCCCUCCGGAGGCUCGGCCAUCGCCACGCUGCAGCAGGCCGUGGCCAUGAGCUUCUGCCCCCAGAUGGCCGGCUCGCUGGUGGGCUCCGGCACGCUGCAGUCCCCCCGCAUGGUCCGCCGCUUCCAGGUCCUGCAGAACGUCUCCGGCCCCGGGUCGUCGCUGCCGCUUCAGGCCGGACAGCCGGGAGGGCAUCAGCAGCAGCAGCAGCAGCAGGCCGCCAACCCGGCUCUCUCCGGGGGGGCCUUCGCCUCGCCCACCCACAGCCCCCUGGCGUCGGCGGGCAGGACUUUCCAGUACGGCGCCAGCCCCGUGGGCGGCGGGGUGCUGUCGGGCUCGCAGCUCUCGCUGGUCCAGCAGCAGCAGCAGCAGCAGCACGCGGCCAGUCCCACGCACCGGCCCACCGUCCACCGGCGGAGCACGCACUCCUUACAGGACACGCGGGCGCUGUCCGCCUCGCAGCUCUCGCUCCCCCACGACGCCAUGGGCGGCCUGGGCAUCAUGGGUCUGGGCAUGGGCAUAGCCAGCGCGGCAGCCCCCAGCCCCCCCCAGUCCACGCGGGUCUCCUCCACCUCCAUAGGCCCCCCUCCGCCGCUGGCACAGGCCGGGCUGGCCGGACCCCUGGUGUUCAGGAGCGCCGUGCCCCAGAGGAUGGCGCUGACCCACCAGAUGUCGGUGGGGGCCUUCCCGCCGGCCGCCCUGCCCCCGCUGCGGCCCGCCCCGUACGAGUCCGGACUGCCCAAGAAAGACUCCAUAGUCAGCCUCCCAGAGACGGACCAAAUCAGAUCAAGGCUGUCUUCCAAUUUGUGA